AUGAUGUUCUCCCGACCGAUUCCGGCCACGGCGGCCAAUCUCAUUGAGACUAGGCAACUGCGCAGGAGAUAUUAUAGUGCACAAGUGUACGCGCAGACACAACGUGCACUCUCUAUUCCUGUCACUCUCAUAUUCCGGUGGGACGACUGCUCGACACGACCAGUGAGAGUUAAGGCGCAGGACCGACGGCUUUACGUGCUCUCCGAGGCACGGGGG
Messenger RNA from Brenthis ino (lesser marbled fritillary), 216 nucleotides. The record is from the annotation of a GenBank genome assembly. Lineage: Eukaryota; Metazoa; Arthropoda; Insecta; Lepidoptera; Nymphalidae.